Molecule: messenger RNA, 946 nt
Organism: Formica exsecta
Lineage: Eukaryota; Metazoa; Arthropoda; Insecta; Hymenoptera; Formicidae
Product: zinc finger protein 883-like
Exons: 2
Coding region: 153-647 (164 amino acids)
Biological process (GO): regulation of transcription by RNA polymerase II
Cellular component (GO): nucleus
Molecular function (GO): DNA-binding transcription factor activity, RNA polymerase II-specific; RNA polymerase II transcription regulatory region sequence-specific DNA binding
Source: RefSeq, a predicted model, not a curated record
UCUUAUAGAACACAGACAAAUCAAGAGAGAAAUUUGGAAAGUGCUGUCGGAAAAUAUAAGUAAAAAAUCGGCAAUCACGAUUGCGAGGGUGUUCUUGAAAAACAAAUUCCGCUUUGAAACGUCAUACAAAUCAAGCGAAGAUUUCGAGCGUGAUGGAACAAGGAGCAAGCUUCACAUCUUCGACAGAUCAUUUUAUAAACAUAAUGGAAUCGGUGCGAAUUCUCGCAUCAACCGAGAGACCGUACGCUUGCAAUGUAUGUAAAAUUCAGUUCGCCGAAAUACCAAAAUACGUCGAACACACGAAAGUCCACUCCGACAGACCUUACAGAUGCGAUAGAUGCAGAAAAACCUAUCAAUCCUUGGUAGCGUUUCGGGAACACAUUAAUAAAGAUCACAAACAGGUGCUUCGAUAUACCUGUCGUCAUUGUUCUAAAAACUAUACACGGUACGCCAAUUACUACACACAUUUAAGAGAACAUGAGUGCUUCGAGUGCGACGUUUGUUUUAAGCAAUUCUCUGAGUAUCGUGUUUUAUUUGAACAUUAUGUAAUAAAUCAUGUCGAAAAAGUGGAUGAAAAAAAAAUGGAAGAAGCCAGAAAAUACCUUUGCUGUCUACAAAAUCAGGAUUGUCCGGAACAUCCCAAGUAAAAAUUUGCAAAUUUGCAAAAUAAUAACCGAAAAUUAAAUGAUAAUAUACAAUAGUGCGAAACUAUAUGAUAAUCGAUAUAAGUAAAGCGCUGAAGAAUUUCGUAUAAGAUAAAUUUCUCAUUUUGUUAAUUUUAAUUAUUUCUUCCUCUUGACGAACAUAAAUUUAAAUUGCGAUAUAACACAAUUACAAUGUAGUUGUCAUAAAAAAAUUGUUUAACGAACAGAAAUGUGAGAAUAACUGUCAUAGAAACAAAAAUGUAUUUCGGAAUAUUAUUAUAUAUUUCAACAAUAAUUAGAUA